Pterocles gutturalis (yellow-throated sandgrouse) is the source of this 504-nucleotide messenger RNA. It is a transcript of the gene RPS14, whose product is annotated as ribosomal protein S14. Gene Ontology annotation, biological process: ribosomal small subunit assembly; translation; maturation of SSU-rRNA from tricistronic rRNA transcript (SSU-rRNA, 5.8S rRNA, LSU-rRNA). The coding region runs from base 6 to 461 and encodes 151 amino acids. Lineage: Eukaryota; Metazoa; Chordata; Aves; Pterocliformes; Pteroclidae. Gene Ontology annotation, molecular function: structural constituent of ribosome; mRNA 5'-UTR binding; small ribosomal subunit rRNA binding. The transcript has 4 exons. Gene Ontology annotation, cellular component: ribosome; cytosolic small ribosomal subunit. The record is from RefSeq and is a predicted model, not a curated record.
CAGAAAUGGCACCUCGUAAGGGCAAGGAGAAGAAGGAAGAACAGGUCAUCAGCUUGGGACCUCAGGUUGCUGAAGGAGAAAACGUGUUUGGGGUCUGUCAUAUCUUUGCAUCCUUCAAUGACACUUUUGUCCACGUGACUGAUCUCUCUGGCAAGGAAACCAUCUGCCGUGUCACUGGUGGCAUGAAGGUGAAGGCGGACAGAGAUGAGUCUUCUCCCUACGCGGCUAUGCUGGCGGCCCAGGAUGUUGCCCAGAGGUGCAAGGAGCUGGGCAUCACUGCCCUGCACAUCAAGCUGCGUGCCACCGGUGGAAAUAGGACCAAGACUCCUGGACCUGGUGCCCAGUCAGCCCUGAGAGCUCUGGCCCGGUCUGGAAUGAAGAUCGGUCGCAUUGAGGAUGUCACCCCCAUCCCCUCUGACAGCACUCGCAGAAAGGGUGGUCGCCGUGGGCGUCGUCUGUGAACAAUGCUGCACCGUUCGUUAUUAAAGCUCUCUUUUAAACCUC